Messenger RNA from Vigna angularis (adzuki bean), 942 nucleotides. Its product is annotated as protein OCTOPUS-like. The record is from RefSeq and is a predicted model, not a curated record. The transcript is spliced from 3 exons. The coding region runs from base 1 to 942 and encodes 313 amino acids. Lineage: Eukaryota; Viridiplantae; Streptophyta; Magnoliopsida; Fabales; Fabaceae. Gene Ontology annotation, cellular component: plasma membrane.
AUGAAGCGGCUUGGGAGGGGAGGGAUGGAGGCGGUUGACGACCCAAAUGGUGUUGGGGUUGGGCAAAGAGGUUCGGCGGAUGGCGAGGUAGAAUUUCGACGGGCCUGGGCUUGGGAAGAAAUUGAAGAAGCCAAGUUGGAAAGUGUUGUUGAGGUUUUGCAGAGUAGUGUUGCCUUGGAGAAUGAUGGUGGCGGAGAGGAGGAAGAAGAAGAGCUUGUUGCCAUCGUUGAAGAAGAGGAGGAGCUGAAGACAAUGAAGGACCACAUCGACCUUGACUCAUCACAAGCGAAGCAGCAAAAAGCGCGUGACUUCAAGGACCUCGCGGGAAGCUUCUUCUCCGCGGCUUCGUUCCAGGACACGCAGUCGGAGAUCGCCGACUACGGCUUCGGGCGGCGGUCUUGCGACACCGAUCCAAGGUUCUCGCUAGAUGUAGAGUGGUUCUCCCUAGACGCGAGGCAACUCUCGCUUGACGCUGGGAGGAUGUCGUUCGACGACCCUCGGUACUUGCUUGAGGAGCCACGGGCGUCGUGGAACGGUUAUUUGCUCGGACGGAGCAAUUUUUCGAGGAUGCCGACGAUGUUGUCGGUGGUGGAAGACGCGUCGGUGCAGCAUGUGAUGAGGACUAAUACGCAGAUUCCUGUGGAGGAGGAGCCGGUGAAUGACGAUGAGGGCGUUCCUGGUGGGAAUGCACAAACUAAAGAGUACUACUCUGAUUCGAGUUCUAGGAGGAGGAAGAGUCUUGAUAGGUCUAAUUCGGUUAGGAAGAGUGUUAGUUUGGAGGUGGAUGAGUUGACUAACAAUGGAAGCGGUGGUGCGAAUGGGAAUGGGAAUUUGAAUGUGAAUGCGAAUGCUAAGAUGACUCCUUCUGGAGUGGAUUAUGUGCAGGGCGUGAGAAUAGAGUUUAAUGAAAGGGAAUUCAGGUCGAAUUCAAUGCGGGAAUAA